UCAGCCCGGCCGGCGGCGCGCCGGGCCCCUCCCUGCAGCCGCGGAGCUGGACCGCAGCUGCCCCGCCGACCAUGCGCCGCCUCGCGUGGGUCCCGCUGCUGCCGCUGCAGCUUGCCCUGCUCCUGGCCGCAGGGGCCCCCGAGGCCCCGAUCAGCGCGCCGCGGAGCCUGGCGUGGGGGCCCGGGCUGCAGGCGGCCGUCGUUCUGCCCGUCCGCUAUUUCUACCUGCAGGCGGUCAACUCCGAGGGCCAGAACCUCACGUGCUCGCCCCCAGGUGAAACAUUAUUCAAAGUAGUAGUCAAAUCUCUUUCACCUAAAGAGUUAGUUCGAAUCCAUGUCCCUAAACCUUUGGACAGGAAUGAUGGAACAUUUUUGGUGAGAUAUAGGAUGUAUGAAACGGUCAAUGAAGGGUUGAAGAUAGAGAUCCUUUAUGGUAAUGAACAUGUGGCUCAGUCUCCCUAUAUUUUAAAAGGACCAGUGUACCAUGAAUACUGUGAGUGUCCAGAACAGGAUCCUCAGGCCUGGCAGAGAACUCUUUCUUGUCCAACCAAGGAACCACAGAUUGAAGAGGAUUUUGCUUCCUUCCCCAACAUCAAUCUCCUGCAGAUGCUAAAUGAAGUUCCCAAAAGAUUUGGAGAUGAGAGGGGUGCUGUGGUACAUUACACGAUUCUCAAUAACCACAUUUACCGGAGAUCUUUAGGAAAAUACACAGACUUCAAAAUGUUCUCGGAUGAAAUUUUACUGUCACUGGCAAGAAAGGUCCUUCUCCCAGAUUUAGAAUUUUAUGUUAAUCUUGGAGAUUGGCCCCUGGAGCAUCGAAAAGCCAGCGACAUCCCUGGCCCUAUACCUAUCAUUUCCUGGUGUGGCUCUCUGGAUUCAAGAGAUGUUAUCCUUCCAACCUAUGACAUCACCCACUCCACGCUUGAAGCAAUGAGGGGUGUCACCAAUGAUCUCCUCUCUAUUCAGGGAAAUACAGGACCUUCCUGGAUCAAUAAAACAGAGAAAGCUUUCUUCAGAGGUAGAGAUAGCCGUGAGGAGAGGCUGCAGUUGGUUCAGCUAUCCAAAGAAAACCCACAACUGCUAGAUGCAGGAAUUACAGGAUAUUUCUUUUUCCAGGAGAAGGAAAAGGAGCUUGGAAAAGCCAAGUUGAUGGGUUUCUUUGAUUUCUUUAAGUACAAGUAUCAGGUGAACGUCGAUGGGACUGUGGCUGCGUAUAGGUAUCCAUAUCUAAUGUUGGGAGACAGCCUGGUUCUGAAGCAGGACUCACCCUAUUAUGAACAUUUCUAUGUGGCACUUAGGCCAUGGAAACAUUAUGUUCCAAUCAAAAGAAAUCUUAGUGAUUUACUAGAGAAAAUUAAAUGGGCCAAGGAAAAUGAUGAAGAAGCCAAGAAGAUUGCAAAAGAAGGGCAGUUGACUGCUAGGGACCUGCUACAGCCACACAGGCUUUACUGCUACUAUUACAGAGUUUUACAGAAAUAUGCAGAGCGCCAGUCCAGCAAGCCUGAGAUCCGUGAUGGAAUGGAACAUGUUCCUCAGCCAGAUGAUAACACAUCCCUCUGCCGGUGCCACAGGAAAAGGUCUUCAAGGGAAGAGCUUUAAGGUGGCCCAGAUUCACACUCCUGUGUCUGCCAGCUACAUCUUUAAGGGAAGACUUAAGAUAGAUGCUAAACUGUGAAGAAAAGUACAGAAGACAUUUUUCUUGAUGACUUUAUAUAAUGUGGAUGGAUAUAGCAAUAUUUGAGCAAGUAAUACCAAAUAUCUUUUUUUUUUUUUUUUUUUUUUUGCGGUGCUGGGGAUUUGAACCCGGGCCUUGUGCUUGCGAGGCAAGCACUCCACCAAUUGAGCUAUAUCCCCAGCCCCCCAAAUAUCUUUGAAUGCUAAUUUCUUUUAGGCUAAAACUGCUAUUAUCAGCAUCAUAGUUUUCUCAAAAAAGAACAUUUGCAGAUCAUAGAUUGAGAGGCUUGCCAAAAUACAAAUCACCCUCUGUGAAUCUGUUGACACCAUGCCCAUUGGCUUAUUUCUAUCCCUUGUUCACUUUCUGUCUUCUGCCUGUUUGUGAAGAGAAAAUAUUUGUACAGAGUUUUUUUUUGUUUUUUGUUUCCUCCUUACUGCAUAUUUUCUCCUUUUGCUAGCUGCUUUUGGCAUUCAGCAGUUUCUGUUUCCUACCUUGAAAGGUCUGGUGAGAAUGAUUAAAAAACAGGAAGAUAACUCUGAUAUUCAAGGUAGCAUGCAGAGAGUAAAGGGAAUUUUUUUUAAUGCACUGCUCAUAUCUUUUUAGUUAAAUUUCAGGCCUGAGUCAAAACUAAGGAAAAGGGGCUGGGGAGAUAGCUCAGUCGGUAGAGUGCUUGCCUUGUAAGCACAAGGCCCUGGGUUCGAACCCCAGCACCCAAAAAAAAAACUAAGGAAAAAUUGUAGCAGGGUGUGGUGG
Molecule: messenger RNA, 2427 nt
Organism: Sciurus carolinensis (gray squirrel)
Lineage: Eukaryota; Metazoa; Chordata; Mammalia; Rodentia; Sciuridae
Gene: Poglut3
Product: protein O-glucosyltransferase 3
Exons: 8
Coding region: 72-1598 (508 amino acids)
Cellular component (GO): endomembrane system
Molecular function (GO): protein binding; glucosyltransferase activity
Source: RefSeq, a predicted model, not a curated record